AUGAGAUGCAGUGGAAUCGAUGAAACUGCGCUUCUCCUCUAUCGGUCUGGCCCCGUCCAGCUGCCUGCCGCCGCUAAGCCCCGUUGGGUCCGGCUCGGAUCAUCUGCCGUGCCGCCUCAAAGCUCCGCGGCCUGCGAUUCUCGUCAAUGCAAUCGUCUCCUCUCGCUCGCUCGCCUCACACCCAUUCGCCGGAACGGUAGCUUUCCCUUAUCACUUACCAUGUCUUCGUCGGAUGAGGAUGUGGUUCGUCGACCCGGACGGAGCUCGGGUGCUGGCCAGCCCGCGAGCCCUUCUGGCAGCGAGCGUAGCAACCCUGCCGCUGCACGCGAAAGCCCGACCGGCUUUGAUGCGGGCAACCUGAAUGGCGAUGAUGACGAUGCCGAUCUCUUUGGAUCAGAUGGGUCGGAUGGAGGGUUCGGCAAUGAUGACGAGAGCAACGGAGGACAGGAAGUUAACCUUGACGCUAGCCAACCAAAACGGACUCUGGAUGACGAAGAACUUGAUUCAGGGGAUGACGAAGAUCGAGUUGAUAGAACCGGGGAGCGCAUGGACUAUGAGGAUGGUGACCAGGGUGAAUACCAGGAAACGGUGAACAUUAUGGACCUGAGCCUGGGUCGGGCGCCGGAGCCGGUAACUUCCAACGGCGAGAUCUAUACCAUGCCAAUUCCAAACUUCUUGUCGGUGGAGACCGAAGAGUUCAACCCUGAAACUUAUGUUGCGCCCCCAUACUCGACCGCGGCUACGUCUCUCUGCUGGCGCCACGACCCCGAUAACGAUGCCCUUCUUCAGUCAAACGCCCGUAUCAUUCGUUGGGAAGACGGCUCAAUGACUCUUCAAAUGGCUUCAGCCCCGAAAGAACAGUAUAGGAUUUCGACGAAACCUCUGGCGCCCCUCAACAAGUCAGGCGAAUAUGAUACCAAGUUGGACUCGCACGUUUAUUUGGGAGCUGCCGCAGAAACGUCAUCCGUCUUCAGAUUGACUUCUCACCUAACUCAUGGACUUACUGUUUACCCCACCACUAUGGAGACCGAUGACGCCGUUCAACGUCUCCAAGAGUCAUUGGCCGCAGCCACUCGCGGCAGCAAGAAGACCGCGGAUGGAUCGGCUCCUGUUAUUGAGGUGACGGAGGAUCCCGAGCUUGCGAAACGACAGGCGGAAAUGGCAGAGCGGGAGAAACUGAAGGCUGCUCGCCGACGCCAGCAACUUGCCGAUCGGGAGCUCGACCGCGGCCGUCGCGUCGGCGUUUCCCGUACCGGGGGUGCUGGUCUCACUGUCGGUGGAUUGGAGGACGAUGACGGAUUGCUCACCACGAGGCCUCGGGCCAAAAAGCCGCGCAAGCCUAACCGCCGUGGUGAAAUCUACACCGAUGACGAGGAUGAUUACGAUCGCAGGGGACACACGAGGGAGGAUGAAUAUGAUGAAGAUGACGGCUUCCUGGUUGGCAGCGACGAAGAACCAGAGGUUGCCGAUGACGACGAGGACGAGGAUCUUCUUGAGGACGAGGACAUGGAUGCAGAGGGCGAUGAGGACGUGCCUUCUACCGCGAAACCCAAGCAGCGACGAGCAUCUCCGGGAGAAGCGGCUGGAACUCCUCCUGCUCGAAAGAAGAAUCGUUUCAUUGUGGAUGAUGACGAUGACGAAUAA
Molecule: messenger RNA, 1644 nt
Organism: Aspergillus affinis
Lineage: Eukaryota; Fungi; Ascomycota; Eurotiomycetes; Eurotiales; Aspergillaceae
Product: Paf1-complex subunit LEO1
Exons: 3
Coding region: 1-1644 (547 amino acids)
Biological process (GO): transcription elongation by RNA polymerase II; positive regulation of transcription elongation by RNA polymerase II
Cellular component (GO): nucleus; Cdc73/Paf1 complex
Molecular function (GO): RNA polymerase II C-terminal domain phosphoserine binding
Source: RefSeq, a predicted model, not a curated record